Messenger RNA from Humulus lupulus (European hop), 822 nucleotides. RefSeq lists its product as uncharacterized. The transcript has 2 exons. The record is from RefSeq and is a predicted model, not a curated record. Bases 1 to 822 code for a protein of 273 amino acids. Lineage: Eukaryota; Viridiplantae; Streptophyta; Magnoliopsida; Rosales; Cannabaceae.
AUGGCUGAAACUCGGUCUUCUAUUAGAAAUUUGGAGACCCAAAUGGGACAAUUGGCUACUCUCAUGGCUAAUCGUGCCCAAGGUAACUUGCCUAGCACCACUGAAGUCAAUCCGAAAGAGAAUUGCAAGGCAAUCACGUUAAGAAGUGGGAAGAAUUAUGUGGGACCAAGUGAGAAGCAGCCAGUUGAAGAAGUGGGUCAGGAUCAACAGGCACAGGCACCGACACAAAAGGAAAAGAAGCACAGUGAGAAGAAGGCUACUGAAGGCAUACCAACAAAAGAAGCUUCGCCACCAAUUAGUAUUGAGCAUCACAUAAAGAUUCCCUACCCCCAAAGGCUCCGUAAGAACAACAUGGACAAGCAGUUUACUAAAUUCCUGGAAGUAUUCAAGAAACUACACAUCAACAUUCCAUUUGCGGAGGCCUUAGAGAAAAUGCCGAGCUAUGUCAAGUUCAUGAAGGACAUCUUGUCCAAGAAGAGGAAGAUGGAGGAUUUUGAAACUGUGGCAUUGACAGAAGAGUGUAGUGCUAUACUGCAAAAGAAGCUCCCUCCUAAACUGAGAGAUCCUGGGAUUUUCAAGAGAUUGCAACUUGGUGAAGCCAAGCCCACAACUGUAACUUUGCAACUAACUGAUCGUUCGUUGGCACAUCCAAGAGGGGUAAUUGAAGAUGUCCUUGUCAAAGUAGACAAGUUUAUUUUUCCUGCCGAUUUCAUAGUUCUUGACAUGGAAGAGGAUAGCAAUGUUCCCAUUAUCCUUGGGAGACCCUUCUUGGCAACAGGCCAAGCACUUAUAGAUGUUCAGAAGGGUGAGUUGAAGUUGUGA